Molecule: messenger RNA, 729 nt
Organism: Bombyx mori (domestic silkworm)
Lineage: Eukaryota; Metazoa; Arthropoda; Insecta; Lepidoptera; Bombycidae
Exons: 1
Coding region: 1-729 (242 amino acids)
Source: RefSeq, a predicted model, not a curated record
AUGACGGUACGAGUUGGCGCUUAUCUUACUGAUGAGUUUGACGAUGUGACUGGACUCAGGCAGGGGGACGCUCUGUCACUAAUGCUGUUCAACCUGGCACUUGAACACGUCAUACGGAAAGUGAACACACUUAAUGGCGGAGUGUGGCUCAAUGGACAGCAUAGGGUGAUAGGAAAUGCCGAUGACCUCGCUCUACUUGGAGAAAGAAAGCAGCAGUGUUAUAGACGCACUCAACUGCCUCCAACAAGAAGCUUCUCGGAUUGGCCUUCGCGUGAGCCACGAGAAAACAGAGUAUCUUCACAUGCGUCGUACAAAAACAUAAGACGGAAGCGAGAAAACCUAGUUGUAGGAAAUACGAGGUUCAAAGGAGUAGCUAAAUUCCGGUACCUUGGCUGCACUGUAACAGACACCAAUGACAGGGAAGAUGAAAUCGAAAUUCGUAUACAAAAUACCCUACGAUGCAGUGCAGCCCUACACCCGGCUCUCUCUUCGAAGCUACUAAGCAGGUUCACCAAGAUUCGGAUAUACAAGACUGUAGUCAGACCGAUCCUAUUGUAUGGAUGCGAAGCAUGGUCGCUUACACAGAAAGAAGAGGCAAAACUUCUCGUGACGGAGCGAAAGGUAUUGAGAAAAAUACUAGGACCAGUUCGGAAAGAAGACGGUUCUUGGCACGUCCGGAAAAAUAAGGAUGUGGAGAGGCUUUUUGGUGAGCCAAAUAUUCUGGGUUAG